AUGGUGAUGUCUCACGAGCAAGAACACCCCAAGAAGGCAUUUGGAUGGGCUGCAAGAGAUUCAUCUGGUGUUCUCUCCCCCUUCCGUUUCUCCAGAAGGGAAACCGGAGAGAAAGACGUGACGUUCAAAGUGUUGUACUGUGGGAUUUGCCAUUCGGACCUUCACAAUGUCAAGAAUGAAUGGGGCUCCUCUACCUAUCCUCUGGUUCCCGGCGGCCAUGAGAUUGUUGGUGAAGUAACGGAAGUAGGGAGCAAUGUAAAAAAAUUCAAAGUUGGAGACAAAGUCGGUGUUGGAUGCUUAGUGGGAGCUUACCAAUCUUGUGAUAGUUGUACCGACCACCUUGAGAACUACUGCCCCAAACAAAUACUCACGUACGGUGCCAAGUACUACGACGGAACCACCACCUAUGGAGGUUACUCUGACAUUAUGGUGGCCGAUGAACACUUCAUAGUUCGCAUCCCAAACAACCUACCGCUUGAUAGUGCUGCUCCACUCCUAUGUGCCGGGAUUACAACCUACAGCCCCUUGAGAUAUUAUGGACUAGACAAGCCCGGAAUGCAUGUGGGUGUGGUUGGCCUAGGCGGCUUAGGCCACGUCGCGGUGAAGUUUGCCAAGGCUAUGGGGGUGAAGGUGACAGUGAUCAGUACUUCCCCUAAGAAAGAGGAGGAGGCUAUUAAACACCUUGGAGCUGACUCGUUUUUGGUUAGUCGUGACCAAGAUCAAAUGUAGGUAAUGUUACUGCUUUU
Molecule: messenger RNA, 746 nt
Organism: Rosa chinensis
Lineage: Eukaryota; Viridiplantae; Streptophyta; Magnoliopsida; Rosales; Rosaceae
Product: probable mannitol dehydrogenase
Exons: 3
Coding region: 1-729 (242 amino acids)
Biological process (GO): lignin biosynthetic process
Molecular function (GO): cinnamyl-alcohol dehydrogenase activity; zinc ion binding; NAD binding
Source: RefSeq, a predicted model, not a curated record